This is a messenger RNA of Phyllopteryx taeniolatus (common seadragon), 826 nucleotides long. It is a transcript of the gene mphosph6, whose product is annotated as M-phase phosphoprotein 6. NCBI's taxonomy places the organism in Eukaryota, Metazoa, Chordata, Actinopteri, Syngnathiformes, Syngnathidae. The transcript is spliced from 5 exons. The record is from RefSeq and is a predicted model, not a curated record. The coding region runs from base 34 to 681 and encodes 215 amino acids. Gene Ontology annotation, biological process: maturation of 5.8S rRNA.
CGUUGCGUUCGUGAGUUCUUGUUUCUCCUGCGCAUGCGCGGCUCGUCUUGUAGCGCAUGGCUGCAACCUUUCACCUCUGCCGUACGUUCGUUUCUUUUUUGGUUGUUUUUCUUGUUCUUUCGUUCCGUCGGCGGCCUGGCAAGUCGUUCGUCGUGCUGCCAAACUUUGAGGAUGUCGUCCGACUCACUCAAACUCUCCAAAAACCUCCUGCGCAUGAAAUUCAUGCAGCGAGGUCUGGACGCCGAGACGAAGAAGCAGCUGCGAGACGACGAGAAAAGGAUCAUCAGUGACGAGCACUGGUACCUGGACCUGCCCGAACAACGCACGCGAGAGAACUCCAUCGUGGAAGAGAGAAGUUUCGUUCCGUUCGAGGAGCUUUUGUUCGGCCGCGUGUCCUUCGGAGGCUUCAACCCGGAAGUGGAGAAGCUGAUGGCGCAGAUGAAUCCUCGCCGGGCCCGACAGGAGGAGGCGGACGUUGAAGCCGGCCGCAUGCAGACGGACGUGACGGAUGAAGAGAUGGCGCUCAGGUACGAGAGUUUGGUGGGAAGCCUGAAGAAGAAGUUUGCCCGCAAGCGAGAGCGGGGCGCCAUCGAAGAUGGCGAAAACGACCGCCUCGACGUCAAUGACAAUGUGGUGGAGAAAAACACAAAGAGGAAAAUGUUCUUGGAGCCUGACCAUUGAUGCGUGGCCUUUUGGUUUCUUUUAAAGACUUUCUUUUUUUUAGACAAAAUAAGACCGAACUUUCUGUGUUGUCAAAGUAGAAGCGGUUUGGGAGAAAAGUUUUGACUUUGUUUACCGGCUUCCCAUUAAAGACAGCACAAAGCGG